Messenger RNA from Fusarium proliferatum ET1, 603 nucleotides. RefSeq lists its product as uncharacterized. Lineage: Eukaryota; Fungi; Ascomycota; Sordariomycetes; Hypocreales; Nectriaceae. The record is from RefSeq and is a predicted model, not a curated record. Bases 1 to 603 code for a protein of 200 amino acids. The transcript has 2 exons.
AUGGUCAAGGAGUACUUUCUAGCCCCGCACUUUAACGCCCCAGCACCCCCACGAGGCGUCGUCAAACUCGGCACCAUCCUUGGCAGGCUUGAUAAUUUCGAUCCAUUUAACCUGGAGGAAUUUCAGCCGAUCCCAGCCGCGCACCUUCUUCCUGUGGAAACUCAAGACUCUGUCGAUAUCGACAUCUAUGGCCUUCACGCGGAUCGCCAUCUCUUGCCGGAAAGAGCCUUGGGACUGAUUGGCCGGGGUCCAUGUGCACCCGACCGACGCCCCGAGGGCGACCAAAGGGUGAUCUCGUGCAAGCAUCUUGAUACCCUCGCCUUCAUCCCAACCGAGUCCUACGUCAGAGAUUCAAUCGACAACCUUGAUGACGAAUCUUACAAGCCGUCAAGCAGAUCCAAGCGACCAGUCGUCGUGCAAUCCAGCUUUCGUGAAUCAGACGAUUUCAUAGUUGCUUCCAAGGUGGUGCAGGUCUGGCUAGACCGUAAGGGAGAGGUCAAGUACAAGGAGUACAACAAGAAGGCCGUGAUGGAGUUCGAAACGUCGGCUGAGGAUGACCCUGCCACUGCCUUUCUAUUCACUGGCUAUCCGCUGGUAAUCUGA